Messenger RNA from Euleptes europaea (tarantolino), 1464 nucleotides. RefSeq names its product ancylostoma secreted protein-like. The record is from RefSeq and is a predicted model, not a curated record. The transcript has 14 exons. Gene Ontology annotation, cellular component: extracellular region. The coding region runs from base 1 to 1464 and encodes 487 amino acids. Lineage: Eukaryota; Metazoa; Chordata; Lepidosauria; Squamata; Sphaerodactylidae.
AUGCCGGCAGGAGGACAAGCCAGCAUCCCUUGGUGGCGCUGUCGUGGCAGCACAGGCAGCUGGUGUGAGCAGCCCAAUGCCAGCACCCCUGCCAGUCGCGGUGGCGUGACCCGGAAGCCAGCCCUCCGAAAAAUGAUUCUUCUGACUGUAGUUUUCCUCUUGGCUACUGUUCCGUACCAAUCUCUAGGAGAGGAGGAUGAAGAAGAGAGUGAGGACUCAACAUUGAAACGGAAAUUAAGGCAUCAACAGGAAAUUAUGGGCAAACACAAUGAAAUCAGGAGAAAUGUGGAUCCACCUGCUGAGAAUAUGCUGAAAAUGGUAUGGAACGAGACAAUCGCUGAGAGUGCUCAGAACUGGGCCGAUGAAUGUAGUCUAAACAUCAGUUCCGUGGAGAAGCGAACUUUAAAUGGAAUGAUGUGUAGCGAGAACAUUUUCUAUACAAAUUACCUGACCACCUGGACCAAAGCUAUUGAGGCAUGGGAGAAAAGAAAAGAUUUUUUCAAAUAUGGUGUUGGGCCAACUGACACAAGUAGAAGCAUUGCUAGCUAUACUCAGCUUAUUUGGUAUAGUUCAUACCAGGCUGGAUGUGGAGUUGCAUUGUGCCCACGCGAGAAUGAUUUCUACUUCUAUGUCUGCCAAUACUGCCCAGCAGCGAACCGGGAAGACCUGCUGGCUAAACCUUACAAAAAGGGCCAGUCAUGCAAAGCCUGCCCUGAUGCUUGUGAGGAUAAACUCUGCAAAAUGCUUCUUUCGACCGUUCUCCUGCUCUUGGCCGCUGUGGUACACCAGUCUCUAGGAAAGGCUGACCUAUCAUCAGGAAGUGGUGUCUCUCCAGAGGUCCGGAAGGAAAUUGUCGACAAACACAAUGACUUGAGGAGCAACGUGGAUCCGACAGCCAGCAAUAUGCUGAAAAUGGUCUGGAAUGACGACAUCGCUGUGAAUGCGAAAAACUGGGCUGAUCAGUGCAAAUUAACUAUCAGUCCCCAAGAGCAGCGAACUAUAAAUGGACUAGUAUGUGGUGAGAAUAUAUUCUUGGCCAGUUAUCCCAGCCCCUGGUCAAAUGUAAUCCAAGUGUGGUAUAAUGGAAAAUCCAAUUUCAAGUAUGGUGUUGGGGCUAUUGACUCAAAGAAGAGCAUUGCUGGUUUUACCCAGAUUGUUUGGUAUAAUUCAUACCAGAUUGGGUGUAGUGUUGCCUAUUGCAAAGAUAAGGGUUACCCUUACUUCUAUGUCUGCCAGUACUGCCCUGCAGGGAAUAUGGUAAACCAAAUGGCAACACCCUACAAAAAAGGUACACCAUGCGGAGACUGCCCUAACAACUGUGAGAAUAAACUCUGCACCAACCCCUGCAAGUACAACGAUCUUAUCUCAAACUGCCAACAGAUGAAAAAUCUGUUCAGCUGCAAAGAGCAAUUGUUGAUUGAGAAAUGCCAGGCCUCCUGUAACUGUGCAACCGAAAUUAAAUAA